Messenger RNA from Patella vulgata (common limpet), 5360 nucleotides. RefSeq names its product zinc finger protein 501. The coding region runs from base 149 to 1720 and encodes 523 amino acids. The record is from RefSeq and is a predicted model, not a curated record. The transcript has 2 exons. Lineage: Eukaryota; Metazoa; Mollusca; Gastropoda; Patellidae. Gene Ontology annotation, cellular component: nucleus.
AAACGAAAGGCAUUCUUCCUCGUUGGUGUUAUUUGUGUAAGCUCCUGUGAAGAUUAUUGUUUACUUGAUUACUAGCCACGUGGUGUUGUAGAGUCACGUCAACAAUUUUCCAUUUUUGUUUAUAGUUUCAUUAUGAAGUAGCGACCACAUGGAAACUAAUGAUGUUAAAGAAUUUUAUCAGUGUGUUGUAUGUGAUGAAAUUUUUCAACAAUAUGAUGAUUUAGAAAAGCACAGUAAAAUACAUAUUAAAGAAGAGAAAACUGAUGAUGUAGAUGGAUAUUGUCAUGUUAAAGAAGAGAAAACAGAUGAUGUAGGUGAAUAUUGUCAUGUUAAAGAAGAGAAAACUGAUGAUGUAGAUGAAUAUUGUCAUGUUAAAGAAGAGAAAACUGAUAAUGUAGAUGAAUAUUGUCAUGUUAAAGAAGAGAAAACUGAUGAUGUAGAUGAAUAUUGUUAUGUUAAAGAAGAGAAAAUUGAUGAUAUAGAUGAAUAUUGUCAUGUUAAAGAAGAGAAAACUGAUAAUGUUGAUGAAUAUUGUCAUGUUAAAAAAGAGAAAACUGAUGAUGUAGAUGGAUAUUGUCAUGUUAAAGAAGAGAAAACUGAUGAUAUUGAAACUGUUUAUCAGUGUAAUUUAUGUGAUGAAGAAUUUAAAUCUUACACUAAUUUAGAGAAACACUGUGAUAUACAUGUUAAAGAAGAGGAGUGUGUUAAAAAUAUAGAAAUACGAAAUCCAAAUCAGACAGGUUCUAAAACAAGUCAUAAAUCUUCUAAGAAACGCUUUGAAUGUGAUAUUUGUAGUAAAUCAUUUAAUAAAAAAUAUUUCCUAAUGUGUCACAGGAGGAUUCAUACAGGUGAAAAACCCUAUAAAUGUGAUGUUUGUGGUAAAUCAUUCAGCCAGAGUAGUAAUCUAAAACAUCACAUGAGAAUUCAUGCAGAAGAAAAACUAUACAAAUGUAGCGGUUGUGAUCGAUCAUUCACUCAUAGUUGUACUCUACGGGUGCACAUGAGAAUUCAUACUGGUGUAAAACCUUAUAAAUGUGAUGUUUGUAGUAAAUCAUACACCCAGAGUACAGCUCUAAAGAAACACAUGAGAAUUCAUACUGGAAUAAAAACAUGUAAAUGUGAAAUUUGUAAUAAAUCCUUCACUGAGAGUGGAAGUCUACAACGACACAUGACAAUUCAUACUGGUGAAAAACCUUAUAAGUGUGAUGUUUGUAGUAAAUCAUUCACCACCAGUGCUAGUCUACAGCAGCACACAAGAAUUCAUACUGGUGAAAAACCUUAUCAGUGUGAUGUUUGUGGUAAAUCAUUUACUGUGAGUAGUAGUCUACAGCAACAUCUGAGAAUUCACACUGGUGUAAAACCAUAUAAAUGUGAUGUUUGUAGUAAAUCAUUUACUGAUAAUAGUAGUCUACAGCAACACAGGAGAAUUCAUACUGGUAAAAAACCUUAUAAAUGUGAUAUUUGUAGUAAAUCAUUCACUGUGAAUCGUUAUUUGCAGAUACACUUGAGGGUUCAUUCUGGUGAAAAACCAUAUAGAUGUGAUGUUUGUGAUAAAUCAUUCACCAAAAACGAUAAUCUACACCACCACAUGAGAAUUCACACGGGUGAAAAACCAUAUAAAUGUGAUGUUUGUGGUAAAUCAUUUACACAGAGAAGUAAUCUAAAAACACACAAGAUAAUUCAUUCUGAAGAACAAGCAUUUGUUAUUCAGUUAUCUUAACGUAUUUUUAUCAAUAUCAAUAAACUGAACUGGGGUUUAACGUCCUACUGUUCUGUCUCCCUCAGGGGCCAGAUCUGAACCCAGAAGGGGGGGGGGUGGAUGGCUGAAUGGUUAGCAUGCGCGCUAGUGUUGAAACUACUAUUUGGAUAUUCGUUAACGGAUACAAAAUAAGGGUUAUCCAAAUCAUUUUACUGUCCUUUUACUAUUCGUUACAAAAUAUUCUGACAUUCUGUAUGCUCUAUAUUUCGCCAUUUUUACAUCUGAUUACUUUGAAAUUUUCCCAAAUGCAAUUGAUCACGUACGCAGCUCUGAGCAUAAUUAAAGUCAAUAUUAUGCAUAUUAUUUAGUGAUAGUAACUAAUAAAAUUAUUAAUGCAGUGCAACGAAAACAGUAGUCUAAAUAAAAAAAAAUAUUCAUUCAUUCCCUGCGCUAGUUUACGGCAUACAAGUUUAGACCAUGUUUUGACUUCCCACAAUGAAAUUUAUUCAUAACGAUCUAGGUCACGUAUAUUCCCACUCACUGAUUGGUUCAAUAGUAGUAGAUUAUCAGAAUGAGGCAAACGACCUUGGCGGAAUAAAUGGCACAUGUUUUUAUUUUACUUUUUUCAUUCCUGUUGAUUGAGCAAAAUGGUAAGUGGGAGGGUGCGGAUUACAGGAGUAGUUAUACUAUACAAAUUUCUUCACCUCAUUGAUUUUUUGGGAUAUCAUACAUAGUCUUAAUAAUUACGGCUAAAGGUAGGCAUGUUUUUUUCUUCGCGGCUCAAACAAUUUGAAAAUUGAAAGUACGAUUUCAUACUCGGCAUACACAGACACUCAUAAACAUUGAAACAAGUAAGAAAUUAUGAGUACCGGUAUAUGAACUUUUGUUCAAGAAUUUCAGGUCUCCGAAUUGUAUAACCAACAAAAGUAUUCGGAUCACAAAUCUCGAUCCGAUUUUCAACACUAGUCUGCGCGCUGUAUCAUAAAGUCUGUCAUUGAGUCGACUGGCGUGAUUUCGAAUCCAAGGUUGUAUGUGACAAGGAGUAGGGUUGCCUGUCCAACCUUGUGAGUUUUCUCUGGUUUCCUCCCACUACUAAAGACCCCUAUGCGCAGGUGAAUUAUUGAAAUAAAAUUAAACCAUGUGUUAGUCCCAAAAUGACCUAUGAUAAUAAUAGUCCAUUAUAUGGAGUGUCUUAGAUCUAUUGUGUUUAUAUUCUAUUAUUUGAAUGGGUCUGUUUUGUUCUUUUUGUGUUGACUGUAGUGUUAUUAUUUGAAUAAUUAUCUAUUGUAACGUGUGUUCGACCACGUGGUUAAGUUGCCGGUCUAUUGACUACAGUCGUCUGCAUUUCUGAGCAGGCGAAUUAUUUUUUGUUCACGUGUUAGCUCUCACCGUUCUAUGCUACAAAGGAAAUAAAACUUGUAUUUGUGUUUAUAAUAUUAACUUUGAAAAUGUAAAUAAUUAAAUAUUACCUCUAAAAGGAAAUCUGAAUAAUUAAAUGGUAUAAUAUUAAAAUGAAUAUUGCAUUGUAUAUAUUUUUUAAAAAGUAAAACACAUUAAGUUUAUUUCAUGAUGUCUAAAAUUUGUAUACAAUUAUGAAAUCACGUGGUAUACACGUGACGUUUAAUUGAAUUUUGUGUUGUGGUUUAGAAAAUUGUCGUAUAAAAAGGUGGAUCCAAAGUUAAAAGUAGAAUUGUUUUACAGAGACACUCCAAUAAGUUAACAUCGUGAGUUCUGUUGUGAAUUUGUAUCAAGAGGAUAUAGGAAAUUAUUAUUUUGUUGUAAAAUGUAUUUGGCAAGAAACCGUGUGUUAUCACAUCAGAUUGUAUGGUCACACCAUAAGUGGUCAUCGAUACCCUACACCGAACGGUAUCAUGUUGCACGAGAGAACGAGAGAAAUGGGGUUUAACGUCCACUCGACACAAACUAGGUCAUUUCGGGACUAACAUAUGGUUUAAUUUUAUUUACAUAAUUCGCUUUCGCGUAGGGGUCUUUAGCAGUGGGAGGAAACCGGAGGACCCGGAGAAAACCCACGAGGUUGAACAUGUUGCACGAAGAUCAGUGGAAAAUGUUAAUGGACAUGGCUGUAGACGUGGAUGAGUAUUUACAAAGAAAAUAAUGUAUAUAUAACUGUGGAUACCAAUUACCCGGGAGUCAACUACCGGGAGUCAACAUUCGUAAAUUUUGCCCCGGUUGUACGUGACAAGGAGUAGGGUCGCCUGUCCAACCUCGUGGGUUUUCUCCGGGUCCUCCGGUUUCCUCCCACUGCUAAAGACCCCUACGCGCAAGCGAAUUAUUGAAAUAAAAUUAAACCAAAUGUUUGUCCCGAAAUGACCUUGUUUGUGUCGAGUGAACGUGAAACCCCAUUUCUGUCUGUUUCUGUCUGUCGUAAAUUUUGGUGGUGUGAGGGAGAGAGAAUGCCCAAACCUACACGAAAGGGUGUUCAUUUUAAUUUGGACCAAUGGGAGGCUGUCAAAGCUAGUUUCAAGUUGUGCGAAUCUCGUUUUACAUCGGAGGACCCCCCCCCCCCCCUGAUAUGGUAGGCGUUCGUAAAAGACUGGCCUCCGUAUAAUGAUUGUCAAACAUUUUUUAAUUGGUGUAUUCCUGGGAGACCAAUGGUGUUUCUAGCUGUACAUAUUUAAAUAAAGGGUGACUAGUAUGUAUGUUAUUAUAUGAAACAAUAUGGCUUCUAUGGUAUCCGAUGUUUCUGUUCGUGUGGCAAUGAAUUUAGGCCCUAAGGGCAAUACAGAUACGGAAAUAUUACUGAAGGCUGGUUAUUUAGGUUUGAGACGUAAAAUGGUUUUAUGAUGACAUUAAAAGAAUGGAGUCAUGUCGCCGAUCGUUUUAAGAGAUAUUUUAGCAUGUACAAAACCUACGAAAUUUAAUAUCAACAACGAGCUAAGCUGUGAGCUAGGGACAGUUCGUCAAAUUGUUCUGGAGAGAACAAAAUGGUAGACAGCUUGUGAUACCCGAAAAAACUUUUCCCGACUUAACAGCCGUAACACGAGUUACAAAAUCGUUCAAGUCCGGUCUUGAUGUGGAGGAUUGGAGUUUGUUAAAAUCAGGGCAGGCAUGGUGCAAUACCCCCGAUGAAUGUGUUUCAGCCGCCGAAAAUGAAGGAUGGGACCAGCCUGAUAGCCACACCACCAAAGUACGUGUAGAAGGGUUUUACGCAGACAAUCAACUCAUUUUCCAUGAAGAUCUUGUUGAAGAAGUUGAAAACGUUACACCACUCAUACCAUGUACGUGUGUUCAAAACCUGCACAGGUAACGUUAAACCCCAUUUCUCUCUCUCUGUACAGGUAAAUGUCGACCAUUACGGUCCACCUGGGGAACAUAAUCAGUACAGAGAUUUCAAAAAGUUUAACUACCCGUUGCGAGGGCUGUCUCAAUAACCACGGAGGUCAACUAGAACAUACGUGUUUGGGAAUCGACCGUUGGUUCGACGAAAUCAAUUUUUUGGAAUUGUACUUUGAAACAUGCUUUCUUGAGCUGGAUAAAGAUCGAUUUUUGCAGAUAGCCCGAUUCGUGCCUGAGAUUCGGAACCACAGUGAAGAAUUGUUUCUGCGUGGGACUCUGUAUUGGAAAGAAAAUAUCUUAGAAUGUAUACGCACACUUUCCAAAUAAUGUUCGUUUUUAUGUAUUAAAUGUCAACAUUUUUUUU